AAUGUAUUAUCCAUACUCAAUUGAAGAAUCAGAAGAGAAUAUUUCAGGUGAUAUUUUGAAUAAUGAGAUGGAUUUGAAUGAAGAUGAAAAUUAGAUUCAAACUUAUUCAUAUUAUACUCCAAGUCAUUCAGUUUCAUCAUAGUAUGAUGAUGAUGAAGAAGAGGAAUAUGUGAUUGAUCAAAGCCGAAUAUUUAAUUUAGCAGAAGUCAAAGUAUUUUUAGAUGAAGUUAUUUGUCCAAUAUGCUGCCAUAUAAUAGUUGCUCCAAAAAUAUGUAAAGAAUGUGAUCAAAGUUUUUGUAGUAGAUGUAUAGAAAAAUGGUAUUUUAAUAUUGCUAAAAAAAUUAGGUUCCAAAAAAGUCCUAAUCAAUAAUGUCCUUGUUGUAGAAAGAGUUAAAACUAUAAGAGCAAUUUUUAUUUCAAUUAAGGGAUUAUGGAUGGAAAAGUGCCAAAAGUGCUACUCAAAUUAUUGAGUAAAUUACUAUUAACGUGUAGAUAUAGCGUAUAUAUUUUUUAAAUAAUUAGUAAGAAGGAUGUGAAGAAAUUAUCACUUAUGAUUUUCGUGAGAAACAUGAAAAUAAUUAUUGUUAAUAUUAGGAAUAGGAUUGUCCAAAUCAUGGUUGUUAUGAAACAAUGCUUCGUAAAGAUUUAGAAGAACAUUAUUUAGAAUGUAAAUAUGGAAGUGUUCAAUGUAAAUAUUGUUCAUAAGAUAAAUUAAGAAUGGAUAUAGAAUCACAUGUAUUUACUAUUAUAAAUUUAGUUAGAAGAAUGUUAUUGCAGACCUAUUUUAUGUGAAUGGUGUUAAGAAGAAUAUUAAGCUAUUGAUUUUGAUAAACAUUAUGAGUAAUGUGAUUGUAAAGAAAUUUAUUGUCGACAUUGUGGGAAGAACUAUAAAAAACAUUAAAUGGAAGUUCAUACUCCAGAAUUUUGUCUUUAAACUCUUUACUAGAAUUGUCUUGUUUUACUUAAACAAAAAGAUCAACAGAUAGCUGAAUAAUAAAAAUACAUUGAGUUUUUGGAAUCUAGAAAAUUAAUUGAAUAAUCUGAUUUAAAUUAAUCAACCAAUGAAGUCUUGAGUGAAAAAUAUAAAUAAGAUUUUGAGGAAGAAGUUGAAGAAAUAAUAGAAGAAGAUAUACAAAUUGAAGAGAGUGAUUAAGAAUAAAUAGAAUAAGUUGAAAAAGACAAUAAAAAUUAAUUAUCUCAAGAUGAAAAUGAAAAUUUAGAUAAAAAAAAUGUAGAAGAAAAAUAAUAUGAUUUUGUUGAAAUUCAACCUAUUUAGGAUAUUAGAAUGGGGAUGUAUACUGAAUUGUUAUAAAGAUUGAAUGACACUUAAUUAAAAGACCUUUGGGAUUGGCAAGAUGAUGAAUUUAAUACAGUAAUUGAUUGGUUUAAAUGA
Paramecium pentaurelia is the source of this 1393-nucleotide messenger RNA. The record is from the annotation of a GenBank genome assembly. NCBI's taxonomy places the organism in Eukaryota, Ciliophora, Oligohymenophorea, Peniculida, Parameciidae.